Molecule: messenger RNA, 713 nt
Organism: Sorghum bicolor (sorghum)
Lineage: Eukaryota; Viridiplantae; Streptophyta; Magnoliopsida; Poales; Poaceae
Product: small ubiquitin-related modifier 1
Exons: 3
Coding region: 147-446 (99 amino acids)
Biological process (GO): protein sumoylation
Cellular component (GO): nucleus
Molecular function (GO): ubiquitin-like protein ligase binding; protein tag activity
Source: RefSeq, a predicted model, not a curated record
UAUGGGCAGCCGUCCUAUAAGAGGCCUCGAGUCCGCCGGCGCAUCGCAACCCCACCACAAACCCGCGCCGGCCGCCGCCUCCACCGAUUGAUCGAUCGCCGGGAAACUGACCUCUGCCGCUGCUGAGUUCGGAGCCUUCGUCGACGAUGUCUGGAGCCGGUGAGGAGGACAAGAAGCCCGCGGAGGCGGGCGGCGCCCACAUCAAUCUCAAGGUCAAGGGACAGGAUGGCAAUGAGGUUUUCUUCCGCAUUAAGAGGUCCACCCAGCUGAAGAAGCUGAUGAACGCCUACUGUGACCGCCAGUCUGUGGAUAUGAAUGCCAUUGCAUUCCUGUUUGAUGGCCGCAGGCUUCGCGGCGAGCAGACCCCGGAUGAGCUGGAGAUGGAAGACGGCGAUGAGAUUGACGCCAUGCUUCACCAGACUGGAGGCAGCGUUCCUGGCGCCUAGAUGCAGCCGUUGCAGAGCCUCUUUUGCUGCGCCAUGCUCCGCCUUCCCUAGCAGUAAACUAAAGAAGUCUUUUUAAGGAACUUGUGAUGCUCUGGCACCCUGUGCCAUUGCUGAGGGACAUCAUUAGCCUUGUUUAGUAUGGUUUGGUACCUUUGUCUGUCAUAUGACUCGUUUAUCUAUCCCCUAAUAUAUCCCGCCAUGUUUGUACUCCCAAUGAUGCUCCGAUGAUUUGUUUUGUUUUGCCUGCUCGAAGUGUGCUUUGCUUUA